Molecule: messenger RNA, 1785 nt
Organism: Monoraphidium neglectum
Lineage: Eukaryota; Viridiplantae; Chlorophyta; Chlorophyceae; Sphaeropleales; Selenastraceae
Exons: 6
Coding region: 1-1785 (594 amino acids)
Source: RefSeq, a predicted model, not a curated record
AUGACGGGAGGUCCUGCAGAGGGCCCCAAGGGCCGCGCACUAAGCAUCCAAUCCCGGGACACACAGCUGCCCGAGGUCGUUCAAUGGGGUUUGCGAUUCGCAGCAGGCCUGAGCAUCCUGGUCAACAUCGAGCUGCUGUCUGGGGUCGCAUUUGCCAUCAAGGGCACCCGCGCCCUGCUCGGCCUCCCUGAGCCAGGCGUCCCCCGCCGCGCGGCCUUCCGGCUCGACCCGCGGCCCGCCUGCGACACCGCGCCCACCAAGGAGGACGACGCCUCUGAAUCCUCUGACGGCGCUUCUGACAGCGACGACUCCCAGCCGCGCGCGGCCGCGUCCAUUUACAUCGACAUCGCGGCGUCGCCGCUCGCCAAGGCCAAGGGCGAGCUGGCGCCGCCCAGCCCUGGGGCGCCAAGGCUGAUUGAGGUCGAGCACAUCAAAGUUGACGCUGCCCAGGGCGCGGACUCUGAGGCCUGGCGGGUCAUCGGCCCCUACAUGCGGCUCUAUGGCAGCGGCGCCCUCUCCAGCUCCACCCUGUGGAACCCCGAGUUCACCCACAUGUUUGUCCCUGGGGUCGGCAGCCAGGCCUACUUUAUCGGCCAGGCCUACAACCGCACCAUCGUCGUCGGCAUCAACGACCCCCUGGCGCACCCCGACCACUGGGCAGAGAUGGCGGCCACUUUCAGCCGCGUGUUCCCUGGGGCGACCUACACGCACGUCGGCCCGCGGUUCGCCCAGGUGCUCAAGGACACCCAGGGUUACACCAUCAACGACGCCGGGGCAGAGACAAACAUCCAGGUCCAAAAAUUCAACUACUCGAAGCGCACGCGCACCAUCCGCAACGGCGCGCGGGACGCGAGGGCAGCGGGCGUGUCGGUGCGGGAGCUGCGGGCGGCGGACCUCACCCCUGAGACGUGUCAGCAGCUGAAGGCGGUGACGGGCGACUGGCUGGAGCUCAAGACCGUCAAGGAGGAGGGCAUGCGCGUCUACAUCCGCCACAUCGACUACGACAACCUGCAGCUGGCGGAGGGGGUGCGCCUGUUCGUGGCAGAGGCGCCCAGCGGUGCCGACGCUGUUGCUAACUGCGCGGCGCCCAAGACGGUGUGCGGUUUCGUGCUGGUGGACCCGAUGUUCCGCGACGGGGCUGUGUACGGCUACGUCACCAGCGUCAACCGCAUGCUGCGGGGCAGCCACCCAGGCGUGCUGAAGCUGAUGUACGAUGACAUUAUGUCCGUCAUGAAGAGGGAGGGCAAGGAGGUGCUGACGUUUGGCUUCAGCCCCUUUUUCAACGUGCAGAAGACCCCCUUCUGCGGCGCCUGGUGGGCGGAGCUGUCCAUGAGGUUCUGCUUCCACUUUGCCAACAGCCUCUACGGGUUCAAGAACCUCGCAUUCAGCAAGGCCAGGUACGGCGGCGGCGUGGUGGGUGACGCGUACCACGACCCCAACGUCACCAUGAGUCACGUCUACGGCGCCACUUGGGCGAAGGCCGUCCCCGACAUGGCCCUGCUGGACAAUUAUAUCCUCAUGAUGACCACAGGCUUCACAGGCAACGCCGUGGACGCCUUCUUCAAGCUCGCCCGCUGGAGCGCCAAGCCCAAGGGCGCGGCGCCCGGCGCAGACGGCGACACACCCGCCAGCGACGGCAGCAGCAGCAGCGGCGGCAGCAGCAGCAGCGGGGCAUCGAAAGCGUCGUCGGUGGCGCCGUCCUCGCGCGCGCCUUCCGAGGCGCCGUCGCGGCCGGGGAGCGCCGCUUCGGUCGCGUCGCUGGGCGGCGCGGAACGCGCUGCCUAA